Messenger RNA from Schistosoma haematobium, 4844 nucleotides. Its product is annotated as SPARC- modular calcium-binding protein 2. NCBI's taxonomy places the organism in Eukaryota, Metazoa, Platyhelminthes, Trematoda, Strigeidida, Schistosomatidae. The transcript has 6 exons. The record is from RefSeq and is a predicted model, not a curated record. Gene Ontology annotation, molecular function: metal ion binding; GTPase activator activity. The coding region runs from base 191 to 754 and encodes 187 amino acids.
CUUUUAUUGUUAACAUACCUAGGUUCCUGCCUGGAGGAUUUGGUGAUCCCCUGCUACUAGACACGGAAGCCUGUUAAGCGAAAGCUUCUUCUAUUCCGUCCACAACCAUUUGAACCAUUUGAACCAUUUGAGGAUUGAAGACUAUUGGUGAUUUCGAGGUCAUAGAUUGUGAGGGUUUUUCAAUCUUGUGAUGACAAGUAGUUCAAACAGACGGGAUAAUACUAAACUGCAAAAUGAAAGACAUCAGCUCAUAAUUCAGGAGUUACUUCGUGAUGACGACAAUAAGUACUGCGCAGAUUGUGACGCGAAAGGGCCACGUUGGGCUUCCUGGAAUAUUGGCAUUUUCUUGUGCAUAAGAUGUGCAGGGAUACAUCGCAAUCUGGGUGUUCAUAUAUCCAAAGUUAAAUCAGUUAACCUUGAUACAUGGACUCCUAUGCAGUUGGCUGUUAUGAGGGAAAUGGGUAAUAGCAGAGCACGAGCUGUAUAUGAAGCAAAUUUGCCUGAUAAUUUUAGAAGGCCACAGACAGAUGCUGCGUUGGAGACGUUCAUUCGAGCAAAGUAUGAACAGAAACGGUACAUAGCGCAAGAAUAUACCCCAAGUAAACCCGAUGUGGAAUCUUUAAUGAAAGAAUUGCAACGUCUUGAAUUGUCUCAAAAGAAAAAAUCGCCUACUGUGAGCUUGGGUGCUCAUUUACAACAGCCUACCAGCAGAACGCAUCGUCCAUCUAAGGAGCUACCAGUAACAGUAAGCUGAUUAUUUUAUUAUGGUACUCCCGCUAAAGUAAGAGUCUUUUACUGAGUUGCUUUGUAUGGUACACGUUUUUGGUCUCGUGUUGUACCAAAUGUUCUGUGUUAUGGAUAAAAUAAAAUGUUUUGUUUAAUUUUCGUAGCGUUUGACAAAUAUAACUACCCAUUUUAUAGGCUUAUUCUGUUUUUCAUUUACUCUGAUUCUGUUGUAAUUAUUCUGUGUAUCAGUCCUUGAGUAUAUCAAUUAUUUUAUCCUAUUAACUCAUAUGUCUCGCUUCUUUAGUAUGCUUACUGGCUUGCUCUCAUUUUGCGUCAUGGAUUUUCUCUUUUCAAGUCAUCUGAAACAGAUAAUGUUAACAGGACAAACAACGAUUUUGACCUUCUGGGGCUUGACAGUGCUUCUAGUCCAGAAAAUAAAAAUAAUCUAUUUGAUCACGGUGGUUUUAGUCAAGCAACUUUUGGAAAUCAACAAAAACAGUCAACUGCUGGACAACAACCAGUCAGCUCACUAGUAGAUACGACCCAACAUAUACAAAAACCUAAAGAUACUGCAUCUAGCUUGACAUCUGAUCUUCUGGGUUUGGACUUUGGAUGCACUAACUUGGUCGGUGAAAAGACUACAAAUGUAGCUAAUGAUGGACAAGUGUCUUCAGGAUCCACGUCAAAGAUAACCAAAGAUUCAAUCUUGGCUUUGUAUCAGCAAAGCGCACCACAGUCAAGUAGUUUGAAUUCCGCAUUGUAUCCAGGAACUAUGGGACAGUUCUCAACUUCUAACUUUUCAGGAAAUCAGUACUUUGGAUGUAAUCCUCCACUUGAUAAUUCUACGCAUAACAAAAAUAUAAACAAUUCGGGUAAUGGGGAAACGAAAGAGCCACAUUUUCCUCCCAAUCAAUUUUUAUCAUACGGUUUGGGCAUAAAUCCAGCUGGAACUAAUAAUUUGAAUGGAUCAUUGCAAUUUAUUGUGAGUAAAUUAUGCAUUGUAAGCUUUUCUUUUUACCAUAGUUUUAAUUUUUAAAAGGGAUCCAGUUAAUAUGUUUCAUGUAUGUUAUGUUCUCAAGUACGUUUAUGGUUUAGUUUAGUAUUGAUAAUUUUAAAUUAAGCUAUUUGUAUAUUUUUAUACUAAGGAUAACUGAAAAUGUAACCGAGUAUAGUUGCUUGCAUUGUUGAUCUUCCUGGUACUUAGGUUUAAAUUUAGUCAAAACUCCGAACAUGAGAAAUACAUCAAAUAUUGUUUUAGGUAUUCUAGUGUAGUAGAGUGUACUGUUCGUCCUACAAACUUAUCACUAAUCCUUCGAAAUUUUGAGCAAUCAUUUAGUACAUGUUUAAAAGUAAAGUUCAUAAGGUUAAGCAUUUUUAAAAGAUAUGCUCUUGUUGACAGUGCGCCGUACCAGUAAAAUAUUGAGUUGGUAACUCCUCAUUUAAACUGCUUUAUAUAUUGCACAAACUUUCAAUUAAUGAGGUGUGAAAGUUAUCUUUCGGUAUCAGCUUGUGGUAAACUUCAAACAGACAGGCAUCAUCAGUAUAUUUCCUGGCAUAAAUGUGCGUUAGCACAAGUUGCCUUGAAAGAUUAGUAAGACCAAUGAAAAUAGCAAAAUAGAUCGAAAGAGGUGUAAUGGUAAUGGUAGUAGUGAUAAAAGGAGAACUGAACCUUGUGAAUAUGGCUUGAGAAGACAGAGUGGAAGAGUAUGUAUUUAGGAAUCCUGGAAUCCAAGAUUGAUAAGAAGAAAAGAUUUGCAUCUUUGUGAAUGAUUCUGAACUUUAUCACCCAGUAUCUCUAACAAUUAUUUAUAAUCUCUAGGACCCCAAUCAAGUUUGUAUCUACCAACAUAUCUGUCAGUGACUUCCUGAACUAAUGCCACGUUUUGGUUUGAUCCUUAAACUUCAUAUAUCCGUAAUUGAUUUCAUGUAUGUCGUUCAGCCUUGUACAACAAGGAUAACUCAUUUUAAAAAUAACAAUUUAAUAUAAUGCUACUCAGCUGCUAAGUUUGUGAUCAUAUUUUCGGAAUUAAACUCCAAUUUUGUGUCCUCCUACUCGAUCGAUGAUCGAUGAUUCAAACUUGCAACAUGAAUUGUUGAAUGCCUACCAUUUUAAUCACUAAGCAACUAAAUGUUGCUCAUAACAACACAGUUUAUGUUCUGAGAUUUCCCCAUGUUACACAUUUGACUUGUGGCUUUUCAUAUUGUAAUUAAUUGUUUUUCUCUUUCUGUUUUGAAUUUGCAAGCCUCCGUCACCUAAUUUCGCUGUCUGGCCUGAAAAUAAUACCUCCGCAUGCUCAUCUAUUGCAAUACAACCGAAUCAGAACAUUGUUCGUCCGAAUCAGUCGUUUGCUUUCAGUAAUACCUUAAACUCCAACCGUAAUAAUCCAUGCACGAACACUUUAUCUCAGUUAUGGAAUAUGAACAUGAAUCAAACAUUACCAAAUCAAACGUUUGGGAAUUUCGUUUCUCACUCAGCAAAUAACAACGUGGCACCAAACAAUGAAAUGUAUUUAUCUCAGGUAACGUAUGAUGUGUUUAUGUUUUUUUAAAUGUUAGAACACAUUCAGUAUAGUUUUCAUCAUAAACUGAAAUCAACUGGAAAGCCAUGAAAAAAUAAUAUGAAGUAGAAAUCUAUUUUAUCGUAGUUCAGAUCCCAUCAACGACGCGAACUGGCGAGUUCACUAAGGAUCGAACUCAUUGCCUUUAGGUUUUAAUAAUAGCUGUAGACCACUAAAUCGAAGCCCAGUAAUGACAUUUCCAACUUCAGUUAUUUUACGAUACAGAUAUUGUUCUUAUCGUGAGUCCUUAAAGUCUUUCGUCGUAUUCCUCAUUGGUGUACAUUAACAAGAAGUUACAAAGUAUAACGACAUUGCCGUAUAGUGCUUUGCCGUCCUCGUCAAUGGUCAACCAGAUAAAUUCAGUUAGUGGCAAAAACAAGGCUUUUAAGUUUUAUACAUACCAUUGAAGUCUUGUAUUUUUCUUAGCCAUGUGUAAUUUUUUUCACAAAAGUUUAAAUUGUCUAUUUAUUUUACCUCAAUGUACUUAAAUUAAAAUUUCUCAAUAUUGUUAGUAGUUUCAAAACUUUGUUGUCGACUUUUGAUUCAUUACAUAAUAUGUGACCUCCCACUUAUUAAUAUUUGUCAUUUUUUGGGGCUAUACAAAGAUCAUACAGGGUCACUGAUUCCCUCCCUAACUUUGUCUCCCUUCAUAUGUUAACAGGUUUCGUUUUUUAGCGUAAAUUCCUAACGCUCGAUUGCUACGCUAACUUUGCUAAAUAAAAUCCGAUUUCUACCAAUCUUAAAAGUUCAUUGACAAUACAUGAUAUAUUUAUUCGUCUCAAUUUCAGGUUAAAAGUCAGUUAACUUCAUUAUAUCUUGGCAAAAGUCCACUGAAUCCAUAAAAUUUGUCAGCUAACUGUCUGAUAGUUUGGAUGAAUUUAACUGUCGUCAAACGUGCAUAUCUUAUAGAAAAUACAAACAAAUUAUCAUGUCACCUUAUACAUUUCGUUGUUCCCAUAGAUCAACUGUGAUAUAUUUAAAAAUGAAUAAUCAAAUGUUUGACAUUAUAAUUCAUGUUAAAUUUUUCUACCAUAUAAAUUCAAAUCUUUUAUUUUAUCGGGACAGCAUUUUAAUCCCAGUAGUCCGUUUUAAAUGUAUGUAAAAAAUGUUUGUAUUUGUAGCGUCUUUUCUCUUCACUUACCCACAAUCUCACAAAUAUUGUUUUUCUAUUACACUGAUACGAAUCAAUUGUCGUUGAUAUAGUUUUUUUCUUGUUUUGCUUAAGUAAUGAUUCAAAUUGGUAUAUAUAUAUAUAUAUAUAUAUAUAUAUAUAUAUAUAUAUAUAUAUAUAUAUAUAUAUAUAUAUGAUUUUUGACCUUGAUUUCCUCGUAACCAAUAUAAACAAGUUGAUGAUUUGGCAGAUAUUUCUUUCAUCUAUCUUGUUCUUACUACACACUCUCUUUUUCUGUUCACUUUAAUGACAAGCAAUAGGUUUUUGUUGUAAUGACCCAUUUAUAGGUAAAGUUUAAUCUAUUCUCUUUAUUUCCCUACACAAUGUUUUAAUUAAUUACUAUUUGUCGAUUGGACUAUUUUAAAUAAGUUUUUGUUUUGAAAAAAAAC